UUGAGUGAGCUGCAUCAGUAUAGAGUGAAGAGAAAGCAUCAGCAGCAUCGACGCAGAAAAGAUAGUCCUGUUUCCAGACAGGGACCAUGGCUGGAGAGAGAGCGAUGUCCCUCUGUUUGCUCUGUGGAUGACAGGCUGCUGAGUGAAGAUCCACUCAGCUUCACUGGAGGCUUCAGGGAGCAAAUGACAAAGGCAGACACCGGAGCCCCUAAGCCUUUACUAACAUUUCAAAACUUUACUGAAUACAUACAUGACUGUUUUUUUAAGAAGACUGGAUUUUGGGGGGGACAACUUCCAUAUUUCCAUUUAUCCGGACUUAUACGCACUGAGGGGAAUUUCACCUGCUGGCUUAAACGGCAAAGAAUGUGGACAUUUUGUCCAUCAGUAGGUAAAAGUGAGAUUAAUGCCAUUUGCUGAUGUUUUUGCUCCUAUUUUACUCAAGUGCACUUUUCUCGGCCAUGAUUGUGCUUUUGAUCGCUCUGUGCUUUACUGAUGGAGCGCUCUCUCAGAUCCGCUACUCCGUCCCGGAGGAGGCAGAGCAUGGCACCCUGGUGGGGAACAUCGCCGAAGACCUGGGGAUUGACCUCACCAAAGUGGCCUCGAGGCGCUUCCAGGUUGUACCCAGCUCUCGGACGCCAUACCUGGAGGUCAAUCUGGAGAACGGCGUCCUUUUCGUUAACGAGAAAAUUGACCGGGAGCAAAUCUGCAAGCAGAGUUCCAGCUGCCAACUUAAUAUGGAGGUGUUUUUGGAAAACCCACUAGAGCUGUUCAGGGUGGAGAUCGAGGUAGUGGACAUAAACGACAAUCCACCAAGCUUCUCGGAGACAGACAUCACGGUAGAGAUCUCGGAAAGCGCAACUCCGGGCACCCGGUUUCCUUUGGAGAGCGCUUUCGACCCGGACGUCGGGUCCAACGCGUUGCGCACUUAUGAUAUCACAACCAACAACUACUUUUACCUGGAUGUUCAGACUCAGACGGACGGAAAUAAGUUUGCAGAGCUUGUCCUGGAGAAGCCGUUGGACAGGGAGCAGCAGGCGGCGCACCGGUACGUGCUAACUGCGGUGGACGGCGGACAGCCGCCCCGGACCGGCACUGCGCUGCUGGUGGUCAAAGUUUUGGACUCUAACGAUAACGUGCCCGUGUUCGAUCAGCCCGUCUACACGGUGAAUCUCUCAGAGAACGUACCGGUAGGCACUCUGGUGAUCCAGCUGAACGCAACGGACCUAGAUGAGGGCCUGAACGGGGAGAUUGUUUACUCUUUCAGCAACCAUAUUUCCAGCCGCGUAAAGGAGCUGUUCAGUAUAGAUGCGCGGACCGGGCGGAUCGAGGUCCGCGGGGAGGUGGAUUAUGAGGAGAGCAACCUCUAUCAGAUCUUUGUGCAGGGAAAGGAUUUGGGGCCAAACGCCGUGCCCGCGCACUGCAAAGUGUUGGUCAAGGUGGCCGACGUGAACGACAACGCGCCGGAAAUCACCUUCAGCACCGUUACAGAGUCAGUCAGCGAAAUAGCCGCUCCCGGUACAGUCAUAGCUCUGCUGAGUGUGACGGACCGGGACGCAGGGGAAAAUGGGCAAAUUCAGGUAGAAAUUCUCGGUGAUGUCCCGUUUAAACUGAAAUCCUCCUUCAGGAAUUACUUCACCAUAGUGACCGACGGGCUCCUGAACCGGGAGCAGGCGGACUCCUACUCCGUAACUGUGGUUGCCAAGGAUAUGGGGACUCCUUCUCUUGCUUCCAGUAAGUCCAUUAGCGUCCAGGUUUCAGAUGAAAAUGACAAUGCGCCCACUUUUACACUAUCCCUUUACGAUGUAUAUGUGACAGAGAAUAACGUACCAGGGGCCUACAUCCACGCUGUGACGGCCCUGGACCCCGACAUAGGGCAGAAUGCCCUCAUCAGUUACUCCAUACUAGAAUGUGAAAUUCAGGGCAUGUCAGUUAAAACCUACGUGUCCAUCAAUGAAGAGACAGGGUACCUUUACGCACUCAGGUCUUUUGAUUAUGAGCAGCUGAAAGAAUUCGCCUUUAUUGUCGGAGCCAAGGACUCCGGAGCCCCCGAGCUUGGCUCCAACGCAACCGUCAGAGUCAUAAUUGUUGAUCAGAAUGACAAUGCGCCCAUAGUGCUUGCUCCCCUGGGAAAAAACGGAACAGCCAGGGAGCACCUUCCCCGUUCUGCUGAGCCAGGUUACCUGGUGACCCGUGUCAUGGCAAUGGAUGCAGAUGACGGUGAGAACGCACGCUUGUCCUACAGCAUUCAGAGAGGGAACGAGAACGGGAUGUUUAGGAUGGACUGGAGGACUGGUGAGCUCAGGACAGCAAGGCGGGUGUCAGCUAAGCGUGACACACACCACCAGUAUGACCUGGUGAUUGAAGUGAGAGACCAUGGUCAGCCUCCAUUGUCCUCCAGCACCAGUGUACUGGUGUUACUGGUAGACAGCAUGUCUGAAGGCCGGGGCAUGGGAGACAAACUGGGCACCAGCAAGGCCAAGGAUGGUGCCUUGGACCUCACUCUCAUCCUCAUCAUUGCCCUCGGCUCUGUCUCCUUCAUCUUCCUCCUUGUCAUGAUUGUGUUGGCUGUGCGCUGCCAAAAGGACAAAAAGCUCAACAUUUACACCUGCCUAACCAGCGACUGCUGCCUAGGAUGCAGCUCCUGCUGCUCAAGGCAGGCUCGAUCACGCAAGAAAAAACUAAGCAAGGCUGAUAUCAUGCUUGUGCAAAGUACUGUUAAUGUCAGCGGGCCUGGAACGGCUCAAGUCCCUGUGGAGGAGUCUGGAAGCUUUGGCUCCCACCACCAAAACCAAAACUAUUGCUACCAGGUCUGUCUGACUCCAGAGUCAGCCAAAACUGACCUCAUGUUCCUAAAGCCCUGUAGUCCAUCUAGGAGCACAGACACCGACCACAACCCUUGUGGGGCCAUAGUGUCAGGGUACACAGACCAGCAGCCUGACAUCAUAUCAAAUGGCAGCAUUUUAUCAAAUGAGACCAAACACCAGAGAGCUGAACUCAGCUACCUGGUGGAGAGGCCGAGGCGAGUCAACAGCUCAGCCUUUCAGGAGGCAGAUCUGGUCAGCUCUAAAGAUAGUGGCCACGGGGACAGCGAGCAGGGAGACAGUGACCACGAUGCUACAAAUCGAGGCCAUUCCUCAGGUGCGGACCUGUUUUCUAACUGCACUGAGGAGUGUAAGGCCCUGGGGCACUCUGAUCGCUGCUGGAUGCCUAGCUUUGUGCCCUCUGACGGGCGUCAGGCUCUAGACUACCGCAGCAACCUUCAUGUCCCCGGCAUGGACUCAGUCCCUGAUACAGAGCGAGGAAGAGGGUUUUCUAGCUCGUUCCGUGUGGACAUACCAGAGACUGCGUGACUUUGCACAAUCGCUCCCCCACAAAAGGCUUCAACAAGAAUCCAGAUCCUCUCCUUUGUUAAAGGGAAGUCCCAUGGCUGCACACACAGGACUAAAAGGAGCCCCUAAACGAGCUGAAUAUCGUUGCUCUGUGCUGGAACUGUGUUCCCAGGUUUUUUAAGCUUCCCUAAUAUUUCGUGUCAGUUUAACAUGGAGAAUGAUGAGUAUGAGGUGGAGGAAAACUAAGCAAUGUAUAGCCUUACUGAGGACUCAUUUUCUCAGCUGGACUGAGAAACUCCCACUCCCCUCUUUAAAAAAUUGAUACAAACCAGAGGUCCAGGUUUGGAGAGAAAAGUUACAGGCAUUCACUGACAUUGUAGUUCCUCAUACUGUGUUCCUGUUUACAGCACUGGUGUGGAAAAAGCAAGCAGAGGACUACAUAGAGACCAUGUAAAUGAGAGAACCCUUUAGGCGUGCUCGCUCACGCAGUGAACUGUACAGCAGAAUCAUUGUGCAUUUAAGAUGCAAUAUCACUGUUUUAAGAUUUUUCUAUUCUGUCUUGUGGUCAGGUGUCUCUGUUACAAUUUGCUUUAACCUGGUUAGAAAAGAAGUGUGCAAGAUAAUGGAUUCUCUGUGUUCUAUUUUUUUAAUUGAGUUAUCCUUUUAAGUGGGUUUUUCUUUUUUUUGUUUACACAUUUUUGAGUCUGAGCCAUCAGGUAGUUUCUAUCAUGUCUGAAAAGUGUUUAUUGUACUAUUUUAAAAACUUUGAGGCUUAAUAUAAAACUCUAUAUAAAUUGAUCUAUAGCUACUUGUUCUGACAGCGUGCGGUUUGUUGCCGUUUUUUUUUUUUUUUUUUUUUUUUUAUCUCAGAAGUCUUACUUUGCUUAAAGUGGCCAUAAAGAAAGCAUCUUUUUAUCCACUGGACACAUAACACAGACUUAACAGCCUUAGCAUUUAAAAAAAAAACUAUCUUAUUUUAUAUUAUUUUUCCACUUUUGAAUAAUGAUUAAAAUAAUUCCUAAUAUUUCAGAGUGAGAUUUGUGUUCAUUAGUGUCACGGUAACCAACACUUCUGGGAUGAGUUCCUAAAACAAUGAAAUGAUCCCAUGUAGAGAGUUGUACACUAGCAUUGGGGUUCAGUAUACAUAUUUGUUUCUUACACAUUACAAACACCAGUAACAGACAAUAAAUGGAAAAUAAAUAAAGCUAUGUCUGGUCUCUUUUGUUUUUGCUU
This is a messenger RNA of Cyprinodon variegatus (sheepshead minnow), 4562 nucleotides long. RefSeq names its product protocadherin-10-like. Bases 417 to 3350 code for a protein of 977 amino acids. The transcript has 5 exons. Gene Ontology annotation, cellular component: plasma membrane. Gene Ontology annotation, biological process: homophilic cell-cell adhesion. Gene Ontology annotation, molecular function: calcium ion binding. Lineage: Eukaryota; Metazoa; Chordata; Actinopteri; Cyprinodontiformes; Cyprinodontidae. The record is from RefSeq and is a predicted model, not a curated record.